AUGGAUCGCCAGUACACCUUUGAGGAUGUGCAGGGUGCUGACGAGGCCAAGGAGGAGCUCAUGGAUGUGGUCGAGUUUCUGCGUCACCCUGACCGCUUCACCCGCCUGGGCGGCAAACUGCCCAAGGGUGUUUUGCUCAUGGGACCGCCGGGCACGGGCAAGACGUUGCUGGCCCGGGCUGUGGCCGGUGAGGCCGGCGUGCCUUUCUUUUACUGCUCCGGCUCGGAGUUUGAUGAGAUGUUUGUUGGUGUGGGCGCCCGUCGCGUCCGCGAACUCUUUGCCGUCGCCAAGCGCAAGGCGCCGUGCAUUGUAUUUAUGGACGAGAUUGACGCCGUGGGCUCGCGCCGCUCUGGCCGUGACCAGCAGUACUCCAAAAUGACACUGAACCAGCUCUUGGUGGAGCUGGAUGGCUUCAACUCAUCUGACAAGGUGAUUGUGGUGGCCGCGACCAACUUUCCCGAGAGCCUGGACCCUGCCCUGAUCCGCCCGGGCCGUUUUGAUACACACAUCAAAGUACCGCUUCCAGAUGUGCGGGGUCGCCAAAAGAUCCUGGAAACACACGCCAGCAAGGUCCAGCUGGAUAACAAGGAAGACCUGUGGACCAUUGCCCGCGGCACUGUUGGCUUUAGCGGCGCCGAACUGGCCAAUCUCAUCAACCAAGCCGCGCUUCAGGCCUCGCGCCAACAGCGCGACUCGAUCGACCUGGCCAUGCUUGAAUGGGCCAAGGACAAGAUUCUCAUGGGUGCUGAGCGCAAACAAGCCGUCAUUACCGAGAAGGACAAGGCCGUGACCGCGUACCAUGAAGGUGGCCACGCGUUGUGCGCCCUCUAUGCACCGGGCGCAGUUCCCGUGUACAAGGCCACCAUCGUUCCUCGCGGUAAUGCCCUCGGCAUGGUUACACAGCUGCCCGAGGAUGACACCAACUCCAUGACUCGCCAGCAAAUGAUGGCCCGACUGAUCGUGUGCAUGGGAGGCCGUGCGGCCGAAGAGAAGAUUUUUGGCUACGACAAUGUCACUUCGGGGGCGUCCAGUGAUGUCGAGCAAGCCACCAAAAUGGCCCGUACCAUGGUGACCAAAUACGCCAUGAGUGACAAGGUUGGUCCAAUGAUGUUUGACGAUGAAGACGUGAUUAGCAACGAGACUCGGGCCCUGAUCGAACAAGAAACGAAACGAAUCCUUGAGGAAGCCAUGGCGGGCGCCGUUGCCAUCCUGACCAAGCAUGAAAAAGAGCAUCAUCGUUUGGCCAAGGCUCUGCUCGAGCGAGAGACCCUGACAGCAGAUGAAAUGCGUUUGAUCAUCAAGGGCAAGAAGCUACCCGAUCUCCCGUCCCCUGCUGCGCAUUAG
Monosiga brevicollis MX1 is the source of this 1344-nucleotide messenger RNA. RefSeq lists its product as uncharacterized. The transcript is spliced from 3 exons. Gene Ontology annotation, cellular component: mitochondrial inner membrane. The record is from RefSeq and is a predicted model, not a curated record. Gene Ontology annotation, molecular function: ATP hydrolysis activity; metalloendopeptidase activity; ATP binding. Gene Ontology annotation, biological process: protein quality control for misfolded or incompletely synthesized proteins; mitochondrion organization. Lineage: Eukaryota; Choanoflagellata; Craspedida; Salpingoecidae. Bases 1 to 1344 code for a protein of 447 amino acids.